This is a messenger RNA of Anoplopoma fimbria (sablefish), 792 nucleotides long. It is a transcript of the gene mipa, whose product is annotated as major intrinsic protein of lens fiber a. Gene Ontology annotation, biological process: transmembrane transport. Lineage: Eukaryota; Metazoa; Chordata; Actinopteri; Perciformes; Anoplopomatidae. The coding region runs from base 1 to 792 and encodes 263 amino acids. Gene Ontology annotation, molecular function: water channel activity. The record is from RefSeq and is a predicted model, not a curated record. The transcript is spliced from 4 exons. Gene Ontology annotation, cellular component: plasma membrane.
AUGUGGGAGUUCAGGUCCAUGUCCUUCUGGCGGGCAGUGUUUGCCGAGUUCUAUGGUACCAUGUUCUUUGUAUUCUUUGGGCUUGGGGCAGCCCUCCGCUGGACCACUGGGCCCCACAAUGUCCUCCAUGUUGCCUUUUGCUUUGGGCUGGCGGCUGCCACCCUCAUCCAGUCCAUCGGCCACAUCAGUGGAGGACACAUCAACCCAGCUGUCACCUUCGCCUACCUGAUUGGCUCCCAGAUGUCUCUGUUCCGUGCUUUCUUCUACAUCGUGGCCCAGUGUCUUGGAGCAUUGGCUGGUGCUGCUGUGCUCUACGGGGUCACGCCCACCAACAUGAGAGGAAACCUAGCACUCAACACGCUGCAGCCAGGCAUCAGCCUAGGCAUGGCCACCACCAUGGAGGUCUUCCUCACACUGCAGCUUGUCGUCUGCAUCUUUGCUGUGACUGAUGAGAGGCGCAAUGGACGCCUGGGCUCUGCCGCCCUAGCCAUCGGUUUCUCUGUGCUCAUGGGGCAUCUUCUCGGGAUGUACUACACUGGAGCAGGAAUGAACCCUGCAAGGUCCUUCGCCCCUGCCGUCCUGGUCAGGAAUUUUGUCAACCACUGGGUGUACUGGGUGGGACCCAUGAUUGGUGGUGCCAUGGGUGCUCUGCUGUACGACUUCAUGCUGUUCCCCCGUGUGCGUGGCCUCUCUGAGAGGCUCGCCACACUGAAGGGCAUCAGGCCCCCAGAGGCUGAGGGCCAGCAGGAGACCAGGGGAGAGCCGAUCGAGCUCAAGACACAGGCCCUAUAA